Molecule: messenger RNA, 2850 nt
Organism: Symbiodinium natans
Lineage: Eukaryota; Dinophyceae; Suessiales; Symbiodiniaceae
Source: the annotation of a GenBank genome assembly
AUGGGGUUGAGUGACUGGCACGAGAAGCAAAUCGAUUUCUUUGAGGCCCACAUGGACACGGAGAUCCCUCUGUCAGCUCUGAAGGCUACAGGUGACAUCUCCUCAGGUGUGGGCUGGCUGGCCUGUUGGACGUUGAUAGCAGCCUUCCUUUUCGCAGCUGCCGUUGCGCGACUUGUGUUGCGCAAUGCACCAUCAAACAGUGGGGGCAUGCCCGGCAAGGCUGCCCUGCGGUGGCGGAAAGAAAGCGAGGAGGCAUCGCCGGCCUUCGACGGCAAUGUGCCCGAGGAUCUCUCGGAGGACUACGUAGAGAUCACCUUGGAGCGGAGAUCCCACAGCGAGCCCUGGGGCUUCGUUUGGCACGUCCAAGCCUUUGAGGCCGAGAGGUUUCUGAUCGCGGGCCUGGUGCCUAAGUCUCCGGCUGGCCGGCUCAAGGAACGUCAGGCACAAGGCCUGCGCCCGCUCCGGCGAGGUGAUGAGCUGAUGAGCGUGAAUGGCACGUGCCAGUUUCAGUCCAUGCGGCGUCAGCUGGCCCGAACAGACAGGGUUCGCCUUCAAUUCCUGAAGGCCGAUGUCGUCCUCCCCCUGGAGCAUGACAGCUGUGAUAGCCCGACCGCGGCCACGAAGUCUGGCCCAGCAGUCCCAUCACAGAACCCUCAGCGCACAGAGCCCUCGCAGGAGCGCUCGGAGCCAGCACAGGAGCUCGGGCAGCUCCCAGAACGCCAGGACUCGACCAGAAGCCCCAGCUCGCAGAGUCAGCCAAGCCAGCCAGGGCCACCAGGGCCGCCAGGGGCUGCCUUUUUGUCUCAACCACCUUUGGAGGGAGAGGUUGCAGACGUGCAGUGCUCCACUGCCUUUUGCGCUGUUGAGCAUAGCAUGCCAGCAUCUCCACCUCCCUGCAGUAGUGCAGAUUACGUCCCCGACAGCAUCCCCGACACCGUCCCUGACAGUAUCCCCCCAGCACCUGCAGUGGUUCGUGGGAGGGACACGGCUGUGAAGAGGGCCGAUGUCCCAAACUGGUGCAAGGAGAAGAGGAAGUCUCGUCGACAUGCCUCGGCAGGUGCAGAAGAAGAAGAAGGUCGAUUCUCCAGCGGGUCUUCCGGUUCGGGCUCCGAGCAGGUGUCCGGCGAAAGCAAGUGCCCCUCCACGGAUUGGGAGUAUAUGAUGGACAACCGGCCCGGUAGCUUGAUACAUGCCGACCUCCUGGCCAUGGAGCCCCUCCCUCCCAUGCCAAGGACAAAUGCCGUGCCCCAUAGCAGUGCAAGCAAUGUGGUGAUAGUGGCAGGCUCUCAAGCCAUGGCCUUACAGACUGCCAGUGCCCUGGGCACGGUUGUCGGUGGUGGAGUCCUACACAGCUCUGUGGACCUCAGGGGACAGCAGCUCCCGCUCCUAGCGCCCUCUUCCCAAGUCCCUGUUUCGGUUCCACACAUCCUCCAGGCCCCCGCAGAAGCCUCGGGCCUGCCACAGGUGCCUUCGACCGUGCCUUCCGCCGUGCCUUCCGCCGUGCCUUCGGCCGUGCCUUCGAGCGUGCCUUGUGGUGAGGACGCCUACGUCCAAGCAGGUUUCCAAUACCCCGUGCGGAGUGGGAGGGUUCCUCUGCCACCACACGCCGCCCCUGAAAUGCCUGAUGUGAGAACCUACGGCUGUCAUGACAGCGCGGCCCGGCCUGGGCAAUCGCACGCCCUAGAGGCCCUAGAGCACAGCAGAUUGCCAGAUCUUCCCCCCUUGUCCUCGGGUGCGCCUGAAGCGAAGCCCGACAUCCCAAAAAGCUUGGCCAGCGAGUGUCCAUCCGCCGUGCGGGCCAGAAGCGCUCCCCCGAGGUGCUGCUUCCUAGAGCCGCAGGUGAAGGCCAAGAAGAGGACCUACCGCUCUGGAAAGCGGAUCCGGGCAAAACGCACCCGAGCCGCCCUGCGGGCCCUUCAGGGCCAGGAGCCUUUGUCCAAGGAUGCCGAGGCUGGAGCAGCUGAGGCCGAGGAGGCUGAGGUGGAGCCGAGGCGCCGCGCCGGCAGUGCCCCCGCAGCCUGCCGGAGCUUGGAGCUCUUCGUGGAUUCGGCCAGCUCUCUAGACAAGGGCUACAAGCCCAGGAGACGGGCUGGCAAGAAGGUCCGGCAGCGCAUGGAGCAUGCUAUUGCGCGCAGAAAGGAACAGGCCCUCAUGGCCGAAGCAGCUGAGAUCUGCAGAAUGGUUUCGGAUGACGAGCCAGAGCCCAAUGAAGCUCCGGAGAAGCUGAGGCCAGCUGCAAAGGUCUUGCACAGACCAUCUCAGGUGGCCACCUGUCAGAAGCGGGCGGACUCGCCUACUUCCACGGUGUCAACGUGUACCACUGCUGCGGCGACUGCCAGUACCAUCACGACCUCCACGGGUUCGGAACGAGUCGUCACCCGUCGGUCGUUCUACUCCCGCAAGCUCCUUGAUACCCCGGCCUUGCCAACCAUGCAAGAAGGACGAAGGGUGUCCACCCCGGAGCCAGAUUGCGCACUGUCCAGGGUGCACACAGCGCAUCCGCCUCGCGCGCAGCGCAGGAGCUCCCGCACUCGAGGAGCACAGAGGUCGCCGGAGCCGGAGCUUCGAGGAGCUUCAGAGCAGAUCAUUGGCCAGCGGGUCCUCCUCACUGGCCUGGUCCAUGCGCCGCACUUCAAUGGGCACUGGGGCCACGUUGAUGGCUUCGACGCAGAGCAGCAGCGCUACAUUGUACGAGUCUUCUUGGGCGCGCAGGGGACGCCGCCCACAAUCGCGAAACUACGCCGCGAAUGUUUCAUUGUGCCGAAGGGUCCCGGCCUGGAGGAGAGGCAACGACAGUUUGCACGUUGCGUCUUAUCGCAGAGGACCUGUGAGACGGUGGCAGAGUCUUGA